AUGGAUCCUGGUUAUAAGCUUCUUCAACAUAUCAAAACUGUUCCUAAUUUAAUUAACGAAGACCCAAGUAUAACAACACCAAAGAAUUCCACAUUUAUGGAUAUGCCUUGGUCUGAAUUCUCUAAAUUGUUAAAGACAAGUACAACACGUAGUAAUUCAUAUUCUUCAGAAAGUAGUAGUAGUAGUAGCAGCAGUAGUAGUACUGGCUCGUCUUCACCUGCAAAUGAAGAUAUUUCACUUGAAACGAUAGAUGACCCGCUUUUAUUAUAUGAACAACAAAUCAUUAUUAAUUCAAAAGAAGAAGACUUUUUACAUGCAUUUCAAUUAUUAGAAAAAGCUAUUCUUAAAUAUAAAAAUGAUAUUCGAUACAAGAAUUCGCCUCGUUAUCUCAAAUUAUGGUUAACCUAUAUCUUUUAUCUUAAGCCUACUUUUAUUUUCCCCGUUUUAUUUGGCUUAAUAGAGAAUCAAAUAGGCGAUAAAUUAGCUACUUUAUACGAGGCUAUUGCAUAUCAACUAUUAAAAGAAAAAAACUAUCAUCAAGUAGAAGCAACUUUAAUAUUAGGCUUGAAAAGGAAGGCUCAACCUAUAAAAAGACUUGACCAUGCUUUACAUCAAUUCAAGUCAACACAUUCAAUUGAUUUUAAUAUCAAUCAAUACAAACUAGAUAGUUUCAUGUUGCUGGAAAAUGAUAUUCAUUACAAUAAUAGUCAACAUGCUGUUUCAUUCAAAGACCAAUUAAAUUGGAUUGAUGUCAAGUUAAGACAUAAUGCUCGUUUAGACGUUUUAAGAGAAUGUUAUCGAAGAGAGAAACAUGAGGUGUCAUUUGAAGAAUUAAGAGCGAGAUCAGUUCCUUAUAAGCAGAUUAAUAACAUGGUCAACUAUCAACAACUUCCAGUCAUCAAGAGAGUUGAAGAGCAACAUCAUGUUCCUUCAGUUCAACAAAAAUCAACUGUUGUACAGUUACCAUUGGAUCCUCAAUUUAUUCAUCAUCUACUUCAAAUUCACCAUUGUUUUGAACGUCAUGAAUAUCAUGAUUUACUUCAUCUUUCCUCUAAAAAAGAAGAAAAGAAAUUAGAAAGUUGGUUUCUUUCAUCAAAACAACAGCAACAACAAAAGAACACAAAGCUAAUUCAAUUGGAUGAAAAUACCUAUCAUGUAAUUAAACUUUUAGGUCAAGGUGGAAUGGCUCAUAUCUAUCUUGUUCAGGAUAUUGUCACUUGCACUUAUUAUGGCUUAAAGGUACAAAGACCUCCUCAUCCUUGGGAAUAUUACAUCCAUUGUCAAUUACAUGAACGUCAUCAAGAGGAGACUCUCAAUCUAAUCCCCAUUCAUCAUUUCUAUCAUUAUAAGGAUGCUAGUUUCUUAUUAAUGGAUCAUAUUCGUCAUGGUAGUCUUUUAGAUGCUUUAAACAUGUAUAGACCCGCACAAACAUAUAUGCCUGAACCUAUCGUUCUUUUAUUCACUUUACAACUAUUAGAGCAAAUAAAAGCAUUACAUGAUCUUUCUAUUGUUCAUAAUGAUCUCAAAUUAGAUAACGUGAUGCUAUCGAUGAAAAGAAACCAUAUAAAGGGCUUAAUUAUGCCAAAGGUAAUACUCAUCGAUUAUGGCUAUUCAAUUGAUGUAGCAUCACUCAAUUCUACUACUACAACCCCAUUAUGUAAGGCGAAUUGGCCUCCUGCUUGUCCUGAAUCGGAUUUUCCAUAUCUGAAUCAACCUUAUUAUCCAAUACAUGCAGAUUAUUGGCAAUUAGCUACUAUCGUUCAUUUACUCUUAUUUGGCUCUCCAAUGCAUGCUAUCAAAGAUAAGAAGAAUAAUCAGUUUGUUAUUCAACACAUGAUUAAACGCUAUUGGCAUAAACAGCUUUGGUUAGACUUCUUUCUUCUAAUGCUAAACCCUCCCAUAAAUGAUACACAUAAAGCAAUUCAAGACAUGAUAGACAUGUUCAAGUCUUCUAGUCAUGACAUUACAAAAGAUCAUAAGCGUACAUUUAUUACAAUGUUGCAUGAUAAAUAUAAAUUUUAA
Cokeromyces recurvatus is the source of this 2022-nucleotide messenger RNA. Its product is annotated as kinase-like domain-containing protein. The transcript has 5 exons. Gene Ontology annotation, molecular function: ATP binding; protein kinase activity. Gene Ontology annotation, biological process: meiotic sister chromatid cohesion, centromeric; protein phosphorylation; mitotic spindle assembly checkpoint signaling. The record is from RefSeq and is a predicted model, not a curated record. The coding region runs from base 1 to 2022 and encodes 673 amino acids. NCBI's taxonomy places the organism in Eukaryota, Fungi, Mucoromycota, Mucoromycetes, Mucorales, Mucoraceae.